This is a messenger RNA of Perca fluviatilis (European perch), 1541 nucleotides long. RefSeq lists its product as uncharacterized. The transcript is spliced from 5 exons. Lineage: Eukaryota; Metazoa; Chordata; Actinopteri; Perciformes; Percidae. Gene Ontology annotation, biological process: regulation of apoptotic process. The record is from RefSeq and is a predicted model, not a curated record. The coding region runs from base 771 to 1517 and encodes 248 amino acids.
UGCAUUAGACAAGAUGAGAGUGCUUUUGAAAAUAAUAAUCCAAAAGGGAGGAGACAGCUGUCAGUAACACAUAGCAAAUAGUCAUUGAAACGAUGUUAAAUCAACAUCUUGCUGUCAACGAUAAAGUCAUUGAAUCAACAUCGAACUCUGACGUUGAUUCUUCAUUAUGUUGCACCGGCCCUCUAUUAUCAUUGAAACAACGUUUAAAUCAUACCUAGAGAUCAAUAGGAUUUCAAUGGUAUUUCGAUUACAAUGGAUAUUGAAACAAUGUAGCUAAACAUCAGCCUGUAAAAUAGUAGUAUACAGCUGCUGUCUGCACUGUAGAUACUGGAAGUGGACCUUUUUUAACUGGUCAAUUUUGAGAUUUUUUUUUUUUUCUUCAAUAACAUGUCUUAUUCAGACUUGUGGUGAAAAAAAGUCCAAAAUACACAUUUAUGUCUUUAUUUUACUACACUUUAUCUGUUUGCGUUGGUAGAUAUCUCCUAAAUUCAACAAAAGCUGGCGUUCGAAAUCAUCCCGCUGCUCCCUGUCAUCACAAUAAUUAUAAUCAUUAGAAAGCUCUCUCUCUCUCCUCUGCAAAUUGCAAUGCUGUCGGAUCCAAAUAUGGUCAUUUCCUUUUCAUCAGCAACUAAUCGUGACAGUAAAAAAAGGGGAGGUGGGAGUUAACCCUAAAUGAGCAAUCUCAUUGGCUGAUGCGAGCCAAUUUCUGACAACGGGAUUCGUUCAGAAUCGUCACGUGACCCGCUCUGAUAUUUCCGCGGUAGCUCAAAAUGGCGAAAGAAGUGCGUCGUCGAAAAUCAACUCAGAGAAGACGGAAACAGUUGUCCUUAGCAAGAAGACCCAGGGGAUUACAAACUAAGAAGACAGCAGACGAUGAAAGGCCUGCACGUAGUAGGCCUACGUCGAUCGGAAAACAGUGUUCAGACAACGGAGGGCCGUCCACACCAAAAGUGUUUGCUGGUGGUAACAGUGUUGUUACCAACAGAAAAGUCAUAGGUGCAACAGGAAACCACCUCAACAUGGGGAUUGAAAUAGAGAGACAUCCAGGAAGCGGUCCUACUGGAAAUGCUGUUGGAGAAGUUCCCCGAGGAGAUUACAUCGCAACUAAUGGAAGUGUGAUUUGUAAUGAUGUAAUAUCUCAUGCCAAUAUUAACGGUGAUCUCAAUUUCAAUUUGACCAUAAAACAAUCACAAGUACCUGCAGGGAGAAUAGACAAGACACCGCCAUCCUCUCAGGGCCCUGCUGUGGAAAUAAUCAUUCAUCACAAGGUGGAACUUGUUGAGUGCCUGAUGGCAGAUCGCUCCUUCAUUCUGCAGCAUGUUCACGCCAAACGUAUUGUCACAGACAGACAAUAUCAGAGAUUGAAGCAUAUCUCACAGCCAGAAGAACGUGUUACUGAGCUGAUGGAUCAAGUGAUCGAUGGAGGUCAAGAAUCCUGCUCUCGUUUUCUUAAAGUUCUCAAAGAGCCCGACAUUCUCCAGACCUAUCCACAGCUCAAAAACAUGGUGCUAGUUUGAAAGAAAUAAGAACUCAGGUCUGUG